AUGGGAGUUCAAGGUUUGCUACCGAUGCUUCGGAGAAUUGCUCCUGAAUGUAUUCAGUCAAUCGCAGUAAGCGCGUUUUCCAACUUAUGCCCUGUCGUCGCCAUAGAUGGAACAUUGCUGCUUAUAAGGAACUUUCGCUCACAAUCUACUGCUUUAAACUAUAGCUAUAAUCAUGUUAAUUGGGCAUUCAAGCUUUCUAGGUAUUGUCGGAGACAAAAAAUAACGCCAAUCGUUGUGUUUGAUAAUCCAAUUCCAAACGAACAUAAAGCAGAGGAGCACGAAAAGAGGCAAUUGACAAAAGCAAAUAUUGUGAAAGACCGUGAUAAUAUUUCCAAACGUGCAUCUCUUCAAGAGAACUUUGAAUCGGUUUUGCUCAAUCGGGCAAAACCAUGUAUUGUUUCUGAUUGCGAGACACUUCUUUUUUCGCUCGAGAAUUUACUUGAAGAUGUGCAAUUGGAACAUUCAAAACUUUCCGUACCAUAUGAACAAGAAGAUUUAGAAUCCACUCAAAAGUCAAGGGAAAUUCAAAGCCCUUCACCGAAUCCCAUAGACAAACAGGAAAAACAGAAAAAAUUAGAAAACAUUAAGGAGCUUUAUAACCAGCUGGUAAGUUUUUUGAGCGACUUGGACCCUUCUUCAGAUGUAAAAGCAUACCUCGAAACCGUGAAGCCAAGCUCUGAUUUGCCAUACCUAAAAUUAUGUGUCCUAUAUUUAUUGGGAAAACUUGAACUGGACGUUUUACGAAUAUAUAGACUUAAAAUACAAGAGGAACUGGAAAAAUAUGAGCGUCGUCUUUACUCUCCAAGCAAACAACAUUUUGAGGAGUUGAUUGAGCUUCUAAAGAUUUUGAAUAUUCCAGCGACUUAUGCUCCCGUAGCAAUUGAAGCUGAAGCAUUUGCUUCUGCCAUAUAUAAGAAGAAUUUGGCUACUGUUGUUGCUACUCAAGACACUGAUACAUUGGCAUUAGGUGCUCCCAUGGUGUCAAACUUUUUAGAUAAUUCAGAAUUGGCUUACCAUUCUCUUACCUAUAUAAAUCCGAUGCGAAUUUGCAAUAGCCUGAGCAUUACUCAUAGACAGUUUCAACUAUAUUGCCUUAUGUGUGGAACUGAUUUUUCUACUCGAAUUCCUAAGAUAGGUCCGGUACGUGCUUUAGAGGUUAUUCAAAAGCAUAAAGAUAUUUCUUGUGUACUAAACGAUAUAUCCCUUUCUAGCAGAUUUAACGUACCAGAAGAUUAUGAAAAAAUGAUUGAGGUUGCUCUUAAACGUUUUACUGACUUGCCAAAUAAAAACGAGUUCUUUCACUUUAUAAAUGCAAGCCCAAAAAGCUUUUUGCAAAUGUCCGAUGAUUACUAUUUGGAUCUAGAGAGGCAAGCAUUAAAGCUCUUUAACUUGCAACCUGAUUAUGUUCAGUAUAACGUCCUUGGGUACUAUUAUUUUUGA
This is a messenger RNA of Schizosaccharomyces osmophilus, 1440 nucleotides long. RefSeq names its product Fen1 family nuclease, XP-G family. The transcript has a single exon. Bases 1 to 1440 code for a protein of 479 amino acids. Gene Ontology annotation, molecular function: DNA binding; 5'-flap endonuclease activity; 5'-3' exonuclease activity. The record is from RefSeq and is a predicted model, not a curated record. Gene Ontology annotation, cellular component: nucleus; cytoplasm. Lineage: Eukaryota; Fungi; Ascomycota; Schizosaccharomycetes; Schizosaccharomycetales; Schizosaccharomycetaceae.